AACGUAGGCAGAUCAGUCUCCUCACCCUAGUACGCGGCGGCGACAACCGGCCGGCGAGCUCCCCCUCCGCGCUCUCCCUUGCGGCGGCCUCCUCCUCUCCUCUCGCCGCCUCCACUGAUCGCCCGCGAGCAGGGGCUCUGUCGUCCUUCGUCCUCACCGUGUAGGGGUAGGGGUUCAACUGAACCCCCAUGUCCCACGAUAGAGCCACCCCUGCCAUGGGAGAAGGUGCAAAUGGGAGGUCGUUCAAUUUUCUCGAAGUUCUUUUUGAGGGUGUAAUAGCUGGAGGUGCUGCUGGUGUUGUUGUCGAGACAGCUUUAUAUCCUAUUGAUACAAUAAAAACAAGGCUUCAGGCUGCAAAAGGUGGAAGUAAAAUUCAAUGGGAAGGCUUGUAUGCUGGGUUAGGUGGAAAUAUUGCUGGUGUUCUCCCAGCUUCUGCAAUCUUUAUAGGAGUAUAUGAGCCAACCAAGAGAAAACUUCUAGAAGUAUUUCCUGAAAACUUGAGUGCUUUGGCUCAUUUGACUGCAGGGGCAAUUGGAGGUGCUGUAUCUUCACUUAUUCGUGUUCCCACAGAGGUGGUUAAACAAAGGAUGCAAAUGAGUCAAUUCAAGACUGCACCUGAUGCUGUUCGCCUCAUUAUUCAUAAGGAACGACUUAGAGGUCUUUAUGCUGGCUAUGGUUCCUUUCUUCUGCGAGAUCUGCCAUUUGAUGCUCUUCAGUUCUGCAUAUAUGAGCAGCUUCGAAUUGGCUAUAAACUGGCGGCAAAGAGAGACUUGAAAGAUGGAGAGAAUGCACUUAUUGGUGCUUUUGCUGGCGCAAUUACUGGGGCCAUAACAACACCCCUUGAUGUUCUGAAGACAAGAUUGAUGGUUCAGGGACAGGCAAACCAAUAUAGGGGAAUCAUAAGCUGCGCUCAAACUAUUCUAAGAGAGGAAGGUGCUGGUGCUUUCUUGAAGGGUAUUGAGCCAAGGGUAUUAUGGAUUGGCAUUGGUGGAUCCAUCUUCUUUGGUGUUCUGGAGAAAACGAAGUCGAUUCUAGCUGAGAGGAACAACCGGACAGACAGUAAACUAAGAAAACUGUGAAAGGAGGAUGAUUUUUUCAUUGCUGCUGCUAUAAUGCUAUUUUCCCAGGAUGACUACAGAUAGUUUGCCCGACCAAUUAGUUCUAGGAGCUCCUAUUCAUAUCCUUGCCAAUCCCAUCCAAAUCAUGUUUUUUUUGCUAGAGUGCAUGGGGUUAAAGUUCUAUUUCUUUUAUUAAAAACAGUGUUGGAAGCUUGUUUUAUACUUGAGCUAAAAAGAUAAUUUUCUGGAAGGGCAACGCUUACUAUUCGAAUUAAUAUAUUCUGUCAGCAAAUCAAAACUGAGGUUGCACGUCUAGUAGUAGUAUAGUUUACU
Molecule: messenger RNA, 1391 nt
Organism: Oryza brachyantha (malo sina)
Lineage: Eukaryota; Viridiplantae; Streptophyta; Magnoliopsida; Poales; Poaceae
Product: S-adenosylmethionine carrier 1, chloroplastic/mitochondrial-like
Exons: 12
Coding region: 189-1079 (296 amino acids)
Biological process (GO): transmembrane transport
Cellular component (GO): mitochondrial inner membrane
Molecular function (GO): S-adenosyl-L-methionine transmembrane transporter activity
Source: RefSeq, a predicted model, not a curated record